Messenger RNA from Schistosoma haematobium, 4546 nucleotides. RefSeq names its product Selenocysteine insertion sequence-binding protein 2-like (gene SECISBP2L). Gene Ontology annotation, molecular function: ribonucleoprotein complex binding; selenocysteine insertion sequence binding; mRNA 3'-UTR binding. Gene Ontology annotation, biological process: selenocysteine incorporation. The transcript has 4 exons. Lineage: Eukaryota; Metazoa; Platyhelminthes; Trematoda; Strigeidida; Schistosomatidae. Gene Ontology annotation, cellular component: ribonucleoprotein complex. The coding region runs from base 2920 to 4290 and encodes 456 amino acids. The record is from RefSeq and is a predicted model, not a curated record.
UUUAGGAUCAAACUAAUGACAAGGAUUUGUGGUCGGUUUGAAGGAUAUCCGAACAACCUAAAGUUUCGGAUAUCAGUUUGUCCUAAUCUCACGCUUAUAUUAUUUCUGAUUUUUAUUGAUUCCUUUUAUCAUCAAGUAUGUCAGUGCUACAGGUGUUGCAAGUGGUGAUGGAGGUAGGAUUCCAAACUGCUCUCCUUCGGAAUGGUGCUUCAAGUCAGCACUUUAGACCGCUUCGUUACUACACGCUUCGCGUUUCACAUCUGUGUAACAUGAGUAAACAGUGUCCACUGGGAUAUAGGAGAGAUAUACAGCGCAACAACAGACGAUAGUCAGUGAAUACUCGAUAAAAGAGGACAUGGUGUACCAGCACAAAUGAAAUUACGCAGUUACUGUGCAAAAAGAAGGGGAUGUACAAAGUAGUCUCAUACAUCAUUCCGAAAGCUCAAUGUACGCUAGGUUUGCCUAUUUUGCAACAAACCGUUUGCCCCUUUUCGACUAGGAAUAUAAUAGGAUAGAUCCCUAUUAUCAAUAUCAUGCAUAAUAAUUAUAACACUGUUUUAUGUGAAUAACCCUUCAGGGCUGCUUUUGGUCCCAAAGUAGGUCGAUGAACUCCGAACGACAGUAAUGUAACUUCUUGAAUCUUGUUAGGACCAAAAGUGUUAUAAAACAGUGAAAUUUAUUAGGUCUAGGUCUUAGAAGUUGGGUUUUUUAAUCACGAAAGUAAGCAAAUAUUUCAGGUGUUAUUGCAGUCUUAACCUUGUAUUAAUAUCCCAUAGUAUUACAAAUAUCUUACUGGCCCUAAUCAUUUGAAAGACUAUUUUCAUCCAUAUAUAUGCUCAUUUACGAAAAUAAAUAGGAUAUUACACUAUGGAUCUUUACGAAAAAUCCAACUAACCAUAUGGCUACAAAGCAUUCUUAAAAUAUAACUGUUGUCAGUUCAUAAUGAGAACACUGACUCAGAAUUCUAAUCCUUAGUUGUAGUCCUAGAAUGAUAGUUCAUACAUAUUUCGUGUUUUUUUUAUCAGCUGAAUGGUCAAAAAUCUUUUGAUUGUUUUAUGAUGAUUUCUUGUUUUACGUUUGCCUUGAACUUCAGCGUGUCGUUGAAGAUCACUUAUAGUUCAGCUCUGCCAUCUACUCUAAAUUCUCACUUUAUUAGUAUAAACUUUAGAAUCCACAUGUAUUUCUUCGCUAACGUAAUAGACAACAUCAGUGCAUAAAUUCACUUGGUUCUAAACAAACAUUUCCUUGUUAAUGUAUUAGUACCUACUGGAGAUAAAAUUCAGUAAUUAUGAACGGUAAGGGGACUAGACCCCCCUCAAUUUGCUUAAAUCCAUAUCGUCUUGACCCCUUAUAAUAUCACAGUUGAUGUAAGGUUGCUUUUGGAAUAUAUAUCAAGGUAUUGUUAUCUAACCCGUAAAUGAUACAUUAAGGAUUGCUCUUACUUGUUCGUGAUAGUUCACUAAAGUUCUUACAUCUUUGAGUAGUCGAUGUACUACAUUUUAUAUAUCUACUGUAUUUAAGUUACAAUCAUACUUUUGUUUAAUACAAUUUCAGAUUCCAUUGUAAGUCCGAAAAAUUAGCUGGAAUAUUACUGUUCUCAUGUCAGGUCCUACAGUCGUUCUGUUCUACAUCGUUCUAUCUUACAUUUAUCUGUCUAUGCAAAGAGAACGAAAAGUCAAGUUGAAUAUAUCUUUUCUUCCGUGCAAUUAUUGAAAACAUUGGAGCAAUGCUUAAGGGAAACGAGAGUUAUUGUAAUACUAGAAAUGGUAGAGAAUCACCUGUAUAACAAGCUGCUAACCUAUCAAUAUUCCGUUAAGGGAUUAGCAUACGUGCACUGCUCUAUCUCAUGCGGUGUUUCACUCCUACGGCUAUCUGUUAUUUAAACAAGUCUCAACUGCCAUCAUUGUAGAAAAUAAUUGUUUGAAAGGGUCUUAUAUAGACGACUCAGUCCUGCCGAAUUUUUAACGGCUGAUGGAAAGAAUAACACGAGUUACAAAAUAAACAAUAAAUAGUCAAGAUACAACCAGUAUGGGGAGUUUACGGACUAACCAAGCCUCAAAUAUCAAUUAUGCCUCUCCUAACCUUUUAUUACUUAUGUUGGUAAAAAACUAUUGAGACUGCUAUCAAUUACGACUAUUUUUUUUGUGAAAUAGUAUCCCGUACUUGAAAGUAAACACAUUUACUUUUAUUAGAACAGUAGCUUAUUAUUUUCAGUGUUUGUAAGUUUUCAACACACCGAAUCGAAUAAUUCGAAAGUUUAACUGCCUAUGACUGUUGGGAUACAGUUCUUCCUGAAUAAAUUUAGUUCUGUUAAAAACCUAACAAAAUCUGUAUAUACAUUUCUCCGUUUAUAGUAAAAUUUUCGAAUUUGUCUGACGUCGGGAAGUAAGUACGUUGUGUGAUAUAGACAUCACCAUCUGUUUUGAAACACUAACAGUAAACUAAGUAAAUGCAUUUUGCUGAUUACCAUGUGACCUUAUUUUACUCGUGAUAAGUUUCUAUAGUGCUCUUCAUUCUUACAAGGUUUACGAAACAGUGUUAUUAUGAGAUCGUAGUAAAGGUUUUUUAUUAAUCCAAUUGACUGUUGGUUUUUUGCAUGCAUAUUUGGAACUAUGUGUAUUUCGACAAAUUGUUUUUCGUUUACCCUCACAUUACCAUGUUAAUGUAGGAUAAUCAGAUGUACAAAAACAGACUAAUAACAUUUUCCAACAAACAUUUCAUAAGAACGCCACCUUAUAGUUUUUUAUUUGAAAAUUAUAUUGUCACAUCUAUUUCGCUUUUUUCCAUUGCAAGCAGGACAACCCAAACAUUGAUUCACGUCUCAUUCUCCGACUGACCAGUACUUCUCAAGCAUAAAGAAGUAUCAGAGUAACUGUUAAUUUCAACCAUUUAAUGAAAGUUCCGUGAGUACAAACAUACAUGUGGAGAACGUCAGGCGACGAAAGGUCGAAAAAGUCGGAUUAUGCAACACCUAUUAAAGCUCCACACAAAUACGAAAAGAGUCAUGUUAAGAAACCUCAUUUAUCAGGGAACCGGUGUAGUGGUGCUCCACUUCAGACACCAUCGUCGUCUCACUCCUUUCCUGAUAUAGAUGAUGUCUCACUUACAAUACUAUCUCGUAAUAAUAAACACUUAAAACAGAUUGACAGGACAAAAGUCAGUAAUACCGUUCCCAAAACAUUGAAAGAAAGUAAUAAAUCCACACAAGUCAUCCGUGCAAAGACCCCGACCAGGGAAUUAUCUCACAUCAGCAUUACAAAUAAAUGCAUGACUUCUGGAAAUGCUGGCAACAGGAAAUCAAAGAAAGUAUCUAAUUGUAAUUUGAAAGUCCCAAGGUCCUCUUUAAAUAGUAUGAAGUUCAACUCCCCAUUUGUAAGAGGAUUGGAAGAAUUUAUAAUUACUGAUGAUGAAUCGAAAGUCACAACCCCGUUACGACGUCAGAAAGCUCUUUCCGAAAAGCAUAUUGAAAGGAUAGGUAAACCACAUGAAGUGAUUAGGACUAAGCGACAUACUCCUCUUAAACGCUCUAUUUUGAAUGAGCGCGCUAUCCGCAAGAGUCAGCGAAGUCAUUCACUUCCAGCCCCUGUAGGAAUUACUUUUGAUUCCACUGAAUCUUCUAGUGUGACGAAAAUCACAGAGUUCCGUACUCCUGAUAGCUUUAAUAAUUCUCUAAAAGAACCCACUUCUUCAUCGGAAAUCGAAAAGUAUCUUGUGAGUGAGUUGAUUUCACGAUUGGUUACAUUCCAAGACAGAGCAUAUGUAACCCACGCUAAUAACCCCUUUCAUCUCAAGAGAACAAAGCGACUUGUUUGUGGUUUUCAUGAAGUAAUCAAACACUUAAGGUUAAAACACAUGCGAAUUGUCUUUGUGGCCCGCGAUCUUGAAGGAAAUGCUACCAGUUUCUUAUGGCAAGAUAAAAUUACAUAUGAUGAAAAGGAAGCUGAAAAUAAGAUAGUUCUUAGUGCAUUAGAAAAAGUACUCUGUCAGAUCUGGGAACUUGCAAAAGAAUGUGACCCGCCGGUACCAAUAAUCAUUACCCAUACAAGGAAAAAAUUAGCACAUUUAUGUCAUAAACCAAGACUUGUAUCUGUUGUAGGAAUUAUAAACGCCGAUGGAGCAUAUGAAGUUGAAAAAAAGCUGUUAGAUAUGAAAUCUGGAGUUAAUUUAAGAUGUACAACAAGUCUGGGGACUGCUCAAAUAAACACAGUGAAUGAGCUCACUGUAGGAAACUCAAACGCUACAAUUAUCGAAAAGUUGCGGUGUUCCGUUGAAUCUAUCAACAUUAAGUGAUUAGCUUUUGUUUGAAGUCAAAUGUCCGUAUCUCCCAUCACUACCGAUGAUUGAUAAAUCCCCUUCUUCCAUAUUGUACACAGUUUAUUUUACUUGUGUAUACCUCAGUUGAUUUUGUUUCUUCCAAAUAAACUGUAAACGACUCUUCCACGUUGAUUCUUACUAUCGUCUAAUAAUGCUCAACCCUAUUGAACUCAAUCAUUAAAAGUUUGUAACCGUAAUUACAUGCAGCCUGACAAUCCACAUUCUGAUAAAC